GACGCCGACGCCGCCGCCGCCGAUGCCGCGCCUGGGGGCCAGCCGCACGAGGACGAGGACGGAGACGCGACCCCUCCUCCUCCCUCGCUUCCUCGCCACACCGUCGAUCACCGCAGGCCGGGCCCGGCUUCUUGGAGCCCCUUCUUCUCGCGGGUGCGGGCGGCGCUCCUCAUCAUGGGCACAGCCGCCGCCGCAGCCGCCGCGCGCGACCUGUUCCCUUCCAUGGUCCAGGUCCCGCCACUGGACUCCCGCCCCAUCAGCGCCGUACCAGGGGUUUUACCAAACCUGCUUGAGCACCAGUUGGUGUGGUCCAACAUCCCCCGUGGCGGAACCUCCAUUGUACUAUCCCAUGCUCCGGGGGUUGUAGCAAACCUGCUUGAGCACCAGUUGGUGUGGUCCAACAUCCCCCGUGGCGGGACCUCCGUCGCACUAUCUCAGGAUCCAGAAAUUCAUGUCAGUCCAGAGGCCUUGCCUGUAGAUCAGAUUUCUCCUGGAUUUUCUGCCCCUCCCAGUCUCAUCAUGGAUGAUCCGGUGCCACGGGCUAUGCAUCAUACUCGUAGAGGAACUUCAAUUGCAGUGCUAAGUGACAUCCAACAAUCAGGUACACUGGCAUCGGAGCCUGGGCCUGCAUCAGCAACUGUAGGACCUUGGUCAGCCUCUUGGGCGCAAGGCACUAUCUACUUCCUCAACUUCAUGAUAGUCAUGGUACUUUUUUCAGCAGUGGUGGCUAUGUUACAGGAGCCUUGAGAGAAUUGGAUCCUUUGGUCCUCAUGGCUUAGAGGAAGAUUCAUGUUCCUGUGGUAGUUACUGAAACCAGGGAUAACACUAUACUCUGUGGCAGCAUAUGCAGAAUCCUCUAGAUUUUCUCUGCCUGCUUAGCUUCUGAGGACAAGUCAUCUUGUGUGGUUCUUUGAAUGGUGAUUGAUGGUGGAGAUUUGGAUUUGUGCAGUACCUGCUAGUAGGAUGAUGUGCUGCAUGUGGAAUGGAUAUUGUGAAGUACACUUGGCGCCUUUUGUGGUUUUGUCUGAAAAUGCUGAUGCUUCUGCUUUGAGUCCUAAAGUUCAGUUGUUUUGAUAUUGCCUUUAUUUUGGGUGUGUCCAGAUGAAAUUAAGAAGAGAGGGGAACAUAGUUGAGUAACAGUCCUGGAAUAUGCACAGUGUUAUAAAGGAAAAUACAGAAUAGUACAAGAUCUUGGGACAAAAGCAACUGUCUGACAACCUAAGGGUUCAAGUGAAUUGAUGAUACUUUCAUGCAUAUCUGAAAUCUGUUGAAUUGAAUAAGUAAUACAGUAUGGAUUCUUGAUAAAUCAAUCACAGGUGUCAUUGCUUCAUUUUAUUUGAAGGUGCGCUGGGGGGAUGAAACCCCCUCCUGUAUUCAAUUAAACCACAGACUUCUGGCUACUGAAUUCAUCCUGUUGGCUUCGCAGCCUCUGCGCCAUGGGACAGGCCUGUGUUGCUUUGUAUGAUGAUUGAUGGUCAACGUUUGGAUUUGUGCAGCACCUGCUAGUAGGAUGAUGUGCUGUAUGUGGAAUGGAUAUAGCGAAGUACACUUGACGCCUUUUGUGGUUUUGUCUAAAAAAUGCUGGAGCUCCACUUUGAAUCCUAAAGUUGAGUUGUUUCAAGAUUUCCUUUAUUUUGGGUGUCUUCAGAUCAAAUAAAGGAGGGAGAAAAUAGUUGAGCUACAGUGCUGGAAGAUGCACAGCCGUAUAAAGGAAAAUACAGAGUAUUACAAAAUCUGGGGACAACAGCCACUGUCUGCCAACCGAGUUCAGGUGAAUCUACAAGAAAUGUGGUGCGGGUACUUGAUCUAUCCAUCGCAGGCAGCAUUCCUUCCUGUUUGCAUUCAGUUGUAGACUACAUCUGCCCCUUAGGUAGAUUUCUGGCUACUGAAUUCCUCUAGUUCUCCUUCCAGCCUCACUAUGCCAUCGGAUGGGCCCAUGUUGCAUGCAAGCUUCUGCUAGGUGACAGUGACACUCCCCCACGGCCACGUCUCCUCUCUGGUGCAGUGUUUUCCGUUGAGAUCUUAGUGCUGUUCUAGAUUAUUUGUCAUUUGCAUCAGUGUUUUUUAUGUGCAGCCACACCAAUAUUUUCUGCGCUUGCAAACUUCUCAUUAUACUUUCUCCCUAUGCACUAUUCUAUACUCUGCCAGCGUACUCUGUCGUAGUAAACACUUGAGUUACAUGCUGAUCAUGUCUGUUGCAGAUGUUGUCCCUGAUUGGCUGAGUCAGUAUCCACACCGAUGGAGGAGGUUCCACCAGCCUCUGUUCUAGCCCGGUCAGACAUUCCAGUGCCUGGUCCUCAAUUAUCUGAAGGUUAAGUGGUUAAUGACACAUUUUUCCUGUUGUGCUAGAGUAAACCAGCACGUGCCUUUGUUUGACUUACUAAUUUCAUUUUUAUGUCUUUGUUGUUCUAUCUUGAACUCCAAGGACCGUCGGGCUUGGGCUUUGGUCAAUCAGUCAGAGUACUACAGAGACUCAGCCACUCAGGUACAAUUAGCAUGAAAAAGCAUUUGGAUCCAGUCACUCUGGUAAGGACUAAGAAGUCCUCAAUACAGCUAGUUUGCUUCUCUGUGUUUGUUGAGUUGGUUUUUCAUCCUAACCAAUGAUCUGAUAAAAUAAAAUAGUUCAGCAGAUUGCGCAAGCUUGAGUCCCCACUCCCCAACAUGAUAUACCAUCAUUUAUCUCUUUAUGGUUACCUUUCUGAAAUAGAGAUCGAGGUCACUCCAGAAUACUCAUCUACUUCUGAAAUGUCUGAAGGUAGGUGUCCAACAUAUUUCUACUGCUCCAGGGUUUCAGUGAACCAGCAGAACUCUUGGGCAUGAUCUUUUUGUCUUUGUUGUUACCACGGAAACCGAGUUCUACUUUGAUUGAAUCUUGCAAUGCUUGAUUCAUCUCUGCUGCACUCAGUCAGGUCUGAUACUUUGCUAGAUUUGUGUCCUUAGACUCUUAAGCAAAAUCUUGUUGUAGUCUUUCUGAAGCAAAAUUGAUUCCUGUUUUGCAGUCUACUUAGACUCUUAGACCGCUGUUAGUUGAAACUGACGAAUCAUACUGGCACCUAGGUGGUAUCUUGUAUCACAAGUAGUGUUUGCCUUGGCUUUGUGCAGCGUUGUUCCUUGAGUCAGUGUCCAUGCAGAUGAUAGACGAGGUUGCACCAGCCACUCCGCUGUCCCAGUCAGGAAUUCCAAUGGAAUGCCUGGUCCUGGUCCAGGACUUUCUAAGGGUUAAAUGUUAACAACACCAUGUCCAAAUACUAACACUGCUUUUGUGCCUUUAUCCUUGCCAUGGAAACAGGGUUUGCUUCACUUUCUAUCCUAAACAAUCACAUUCCUUGGGCUUGACUUUGCAUAAUUAGCCAUGGUACAACAAAUAGUGUUAGGUAAUUAGCACCUAAAAAACAUUUAGGUUCAGUCUGAUUACUCUGUACAUACGUUACAUUGGUGGUCUUACCUGGUAGUGCAUAUUGUGCAAGCUCGAGUACUGUACACAAUUCAGCAAACCAGUACAACUUGUUUGGCCAUCAAUUUAAUUUGUCUCUUUGGUCUUAACAUAGAAAUAGAAUUCUCUGCUGCGAUUCAGUGUCACCGUGCACGGCACCAGGCACUAGUGCCACCAGAACAGCCAACGUACACCGUUGUCCUCAAAUUUGUUCAGGGGUGUCACAUGCGUCCUUACACUUUUAAAUUUGCAGAUUAUGUCGCUCAAGUUCCAAACAUCAGUAAUUAGCAUAUGCUUGCCUUUACCAUGCCAUUAAGUUGUUACACUCGCUUUCCUUUAGUCACUUGGUCUAUUUUGCAAAUUUUUACCGCUUUCGAUUGUGUUGUCAUCAGUCAUAAAAAAUAGGGAUAUUACUGAAAGUAGUUCCAUUAGGCUAUUGUCUUGUGAUUUUGGUGGUUGAGUGGUUUUGUAAUCACUAGGACUAAUAUGUUUGUAAAGUAUAUGUUUUGGAAGGGUUUCCUAGCUCUCAAGAUGAAAUACAAGUGAAGCAAGCAACCAUGGCGCAAAGAAUGGAGCAAAACAAGCAAAGAUGUACACUGGAGUGUUUGGUCGGUCACUGUGACUGAAAAAUAGUAUGUGGGACUGAAAUAGUUGAAGAUACACUAAAGAUAUACAUGUGGGACUGAAAAAUAGUAUUACAGAAGGGCGUAUACUCUGAUGUUUCAAGUGGGAAGUUAUGCAGAAAAGAAGAUUCUACAUGCCAGAUGAUCCAGCGUUGGUAAAAAAAAAAUAUAUAAACUACACGGCAUUGUAUUCACUACAUUACUGACGACUCAGACUAUCUGUAUAAUCGAUUUGAAUAGAAUGAAAUUAAUUCAAAGAGCAAAAAAAAAAAUACCGAAAUUCAAGUAA
Setaria italica (foxtail millet) is the source of this 4345-nucleotide messenger RNA. RefSeq lists its product as uncharacterized. The coding region runs from base 175 to 747 and encodes 190 amino acids. The transcript is spliced from 6 exons. The record is from RefSeq and is a predicted model, not a curated record. Lineage: Eukaryota; Viridiplantae; Streptophyta; Magnoliopsida; Poales; Poaceae.